Messenger RNA from Penicillium argentinense, 390 nucleotides. RefSeq lists its product as uncharacterized. The coding region runs from base 1 to 390 and encodes 129 amino acids. The transcript has a single exon. The record is from RefSeq and is a predicted model, not a curated record. NCBI's taxonomy places the organism in Eukaryota, Fungi, Ascomycota, Eurotiomycetes, Eurotiales, Aspergillaceae.
AUGAGUCCUCCGACCGCACCGGAACACUACACUCAACCAGCAGAAUGCUACUACGCACGCAACAACGUCCCCUCCGUCCCCGGCGCGAAAUUCGCGACCCUGGUCCCGCUCUACCAGGAAGCACACCCCAACCUCAACAUGCAGGAUGAACUAGAGGAGUGCUGCGAUACCAAUGUGUGGCUUUUCGAGGACCCGGAGCCAUGCACGGCUGUUUGUGCGGCGCGGUCUGAUGCGCAGGCGCAGACUGUGCAGUAUUGUUUGAAUGCGCGGGAUGUGGAUUAUGGGGAUGGGAGGAUUCCUUCUGGGGCUGUUGGGACGAGGGUUUCUGGUGGGGCUUUGUGGUUGUCCUUUUUGUUUUGUGGGCUUGUUCUGUCGGGGGUUGCGUGGUAG